AUGGCUAUUGCCUCCAAGCAGAUAUUGGCCGGUAUACAUGACCCUUCGAAGGUCCAUGGCUGUGUCGACGCUUUGCUACAGUCACACAAAGGAGCCGAAGGUUGGGGCUUGCAAGCAGGUCAGGGUUGGUCUACGUGGAUGGGCGCAAUGAGUGCAAUCGGACUGCUAUUUGUGGUGUUCUGGACGUGGUUGGUCCUUAUUGAUCUAAAGGACCUACAGAAUGCUUUUACUCCAGUGACGUUCCUAGUGACUAUGCUAUGCUUGGCUGUUGGUAUCUCACAGUAUUUGAAUGCUGCACAAACUGCAUCUGCUCAAUUUUAA
Messenger RNA from Talaromyces stipitatus ATCC 10500, 321 nucleotides. RefSeq lists its product as uncharacterized. The record is from RefSeq and is a predicted model, not a curated record. NCBI's taxonomy places the organism in Eukaryota, Fungi, Ascomycota, Eurotiomycetes, Eurotiales, Trichocomaceae. The coding region runs from base 1 to 321 and encodes 106 amino acids. The transcript has 2 exons.